Molecule: messenger RNA, 2418 nt
Organism: Dermatophagoides farinae (American house dust mite)
Lineage: Eukaryota; Metazoa; Arthropoda; Arachnida; Sarcoptiformes; Pyroglyphidae
Product: ADAM 17-like protease
Biological process (GO): Notch signaling pathway; membrane protein ectodomain proteolysis
Cellular component (GO): plasma membrane
Molecular function (GO): metalloendopeptidase activity
Source: RefSeq, a predicted model, not a curated record
UUUUUCGCCGAUUCAUUGUUGAUUGUUUUAUAUAUACUUUAUUUAAUCAUUAUCAUCAUUAACAAUUAACCAAACCAAAAUAUUGCCUUGACACAAAGACACUCAAGAUUCCGCCAAAACCCUUUUUUUGUAUUCUAUUGAUACAUGUGUGCCAUUUUUUUAUGAUAAAAAUCUCAUUUUGUAAAUUCAUAAUUUAUUCAAAAUGUCAUCAUUCUAUUUGCUAAUUCAUAGUAAUAUUUUCGGUAUCAUCUUCAUAUUCUGGUUGAAUAUCACUAUCAACACUUCAUCAAUCGUACAACAUCAAGCAUACAUUAAGCUGAUAAAGUUAUCAAACAAUAAUAAUUUCAUACUAUUAUUGUCAUGUCCAAGCAAUGAUUAUUAUGAUGAUUCCAUUAUUCAUCUGAAUUCACUAAAUACGGACACGGAACCAUUGAAUGUAUUCACAAUCAAAUCAGAUGGUCAUAUUGAAUCAAUUAAUAAUUUAUUACAAACACAACAUUUCCAUGGAAUGAUUACAAAUUCCAAAUGGAAUCAUGUGAUUACAAUUUAUGCAACCGGUAUUAUUGCUGUUGUGAAGAAAAAGAUCUCUUUGAUGAUAUUUACCGAUUCAAAUGAAUUCUAUUUAACACCACGCAUUUCUUUUGAUGAAAAUCAUCAAAAUAAUAAUUCAAAUCCGCAUUUUAUCAUCAUUGAUAAUCAAUUACCGCAUCGAUUUUUUAUACCAAAUCUUUUUCCUUUAAAUUCUCGUCGACAUCGACGUAGUACAAACAAUUCAUCAAUUUAUUAUUGUGGUAUCAAAUUAAGAAUCAAUUAUGAUUUAUUUCAAGAAUUCAAUGGUGAUUUAAUUUCCACUGUUCAACAUAGCCAAUUUGUGCUACGAUUUCUUAAUCAGAUAUUUUUUCAAACCAAAUGGUCAGAAAAUGGAUUUGAAAAUUCAUCAAUCGAUAUGGGAAAAUUUGGUGUAGUGCCAUGUAAAAUAAUUAUUGAAACUGAACCGCAACAAUUUACGAUACAAUCCAAUUGGACAUAUUCAGACAUGGACAAAUAUAUUCGAUCCAUUUCUGAUGGUGAUUUUUGCCUAUCACAUGUAUUCACCAAUGUGAAUCUUUACAAUAUUAAUGGAAUGACAUAUAAAUCACGUAUUUUCGAUGAAAAUAUUAACGGUGGUAUAUCAAGUUUUGGUCAUUGUGAAAAUCCAUGGGAAAUUUAUUGUAUCCUAAGUGUUGUACAUGAAUUCGGUCAUAAUUUCGGCUCAUCACACGAUAUUGAAAACGAGGAUUGUAUGCCUGAAGAAGGUGGAUCUUAUAUAAUGAGCUUUCCAUUUAAUGAUAAAAAAGGACCGAAUAAUUUUAAAUUUUCACCUUGCUCAAAUCGUGCCAUUUAUCAUAAUUUAGCAAAGAAAAAAGGACAAUUCAUUACCAUGUAUUUAGAAGGUUCUUGUUCUAAUAAAAAUAAAUGUGGUGAUGGAAUUCUUGAAAAAGGGGAAGAAUGUGAUGAAGGUCCUAAAGGUGGUCAUUGUUGUGAUAAAAAAUGUCAUUUGAAACCUGAAGCCGAAUGUAGUAAAAGUCAACCGAAUGCUUUAUGCUGUAAUGAUGAAUGUAAAAUUCGCCAAAAAGGUGAACAAUGUCUGCCGAAAGAUUUGAAUUUUUGUCUAAAUAAUGCCGUAUGUGAUGGUUUCUCAUAUGAAUGUCCUAAUCGUAAUAAAUUACCUGAUAAUACUUCUUGUGGUGAUAAACAUUUGGAUGGAUUUUGUUAUAAUGGUUAUUGUAAAAUGUGUGAACGACGUAUCGAUGGAUGUUAUUUUUGUUGUGUGGAUAAAUUCCAAAAAACCUGUAUAACAAACCCAAUAAUGAUGCCAGCUGGUUCAACAUGUCAUCUGAAAGACUCAUCUAUGCCUGGUAGAUGUGAUCUACAAGGCAAAUGUCAAGAUUUAAAUUCGAUUAUCGGUACUACUGAAUUGCCAUCUACAACGAUUCCUAUUGAAAAAAUUCCUUUGGGUCCUUCAAUACAAGAAAUUAUUGCCAUUGUCAUUAGUAUUACGAUAAUAAUUCUUGUCGCAAUACUAAUAUGUGCAUAUAUGUUGGCAGAAAAAAAUUCAUUUGAUGAUGAAUAUGAUGGUGGAAGUAAAGUCGAAUUGAUUAGCUCGAAAAAACGAGGUUCAUCCAAUUUGACUUCAUUGAUGGCCGUAAAUGUUAGAAAUUCAUAGCAACAAUGAAUGAUUUUUUGUUUUAUGCUGAAAUUUUUCUUUGACAAUCAAUUUAAACACACUAGUCACUGUUGUUUUUUUCAUCUUAUGAAUUUAUAUCGACCACCACUACACUGUAUAUCAACGGGUAAUUUAUAAACAUUGUAAAUUGUACACAAAUUGAUUUUUCAUUCAUUUGAAUUGUCAAAUAAUAAAAUUGAUUAGAAUUAUCA